CUCAUCAGACAUAUGGUGCAUGCUUCUCCUGCCAGGCGCGGUGCCCAUGACUGAGGAGAUAGCAUCUUCACCUUUGCGGAGGGCCUCCCAGUCUGCCUGACCUGGCCAGCUACCGUUGGCCCCUGAGUAAGGCCCAGGCACCCUGCCCCGGGCCUUGAGGCCUCUUGGGUUGGAAACUGGAAGAUGUCAGUGCUUCUUAAAAGGGCUCUAGGUGUCACUGGACGUAGACGCUGCAUGGUCACACAGCGGCCCCCUUCCUACACCCCAGCGCUUCCCACAAGGAGGGUGUGGGCAGGACUUUUAAAAAUCGUUCCAGAAUGAAGGUUAGAUAUGUUUGAAUAGAGGCCCUUAAUCGUUUACAAGGCAAUUAUGCUUGAUUUCAGGAAUGCCAGAAAGGACUACAUUACUGCCAAGUACAUCGAGAGGAAAUAUGCAAGGAAAAGGCAUGCGGAUAAUGCAGCAAAACUUCACAGCCUUUGUGAGGCUGUCAAAACAAGAGAUAUUUUUGGAUUACUCCAAGCGUAUGCUGACGGUGUGGAUCUUACAGAAAAAAUCCCACUGGCCAACGGACAUGAGCCAGAUGAAACCGCCCUCCAUCUUGCAGUCAGGUCGGUGGACCGGACUUCUCUCCACAUUGUAGACUUUUUAGUUCAGAACAGCGGGAACCUGGACAAACAGACGGGGAAAGGCAGCACCGCCUUGCACUACUGCUGCCUGACGGACAACGCCGAGUGCCUCAAGCUCCUCCUGCGCGGGAAGGCCUCCAUCGAGACCGCCAACGAGUCCGGAGAGACGCCACUGGACAUCGCCAAACGCCUCAGGCACGAGCACUGCGAGGAGCUGCUGACCCAGGCCUUAUGCGGGAGGUUUAACUCUCACGUCCACGUCGAGUACGAGUGGCGACUGCUCCACGAAGACCUGGAUGAGAGCGAUGACGAUGUGGACGAGAAAUUGCAGCCCAGCCCCAGUCGGCGAGAGGACCGGCCCGUCAGCUUCUACCAGCUGGGCUCCAACCAGCUGCAGUCUAAUGCUGCAUCUUUGGCCAGAGAUGCCGCCAGCCUGGCCAAGGACAAGCAGAGGAGCUUUGUGCCCAGCAUCUUGCAGAACGAGACGUACGGCGCGAUCCUCAGUGGCAGCCCGCCUCCCACCCAGCCUGCGGCCCCCAGCACUGCCAGCGCCCCCCCACUACCCCCACGGAACGUUGCCAAAGUUCAGACAGCCUCCUCCGCUACUGCCCUGUGGAAGACAAACUCUGUAAGUGUGGACGGUGCAAGCAGGCAGCGAUCUUCGUCAGAUCCGCCAGCUAUCCAUCCACCGCUGCCCCCUCUCCGUGUGACAUCUACCAAUCCCCUGGCUCCCACUCCGCCCCCUCCAGUAGCAAAAACACCCAGUGUGAUAGAAGCCUUGAGCCAGCAGAGCAAGCCGGCCCAGCCUGGGAUCCCACUGAGCAAAGCCCCGCCCCCACCACCCAGCCGCCUCCCCCAGAAGAGGCCUGCUCCCGGGGCUGACAAGUCGACCCCACUGAUGAACAAAGGCCAGCCGAGAGGACCUGGAGUGGAUCUCUCUGGAACGGAAGCUCUGGGUCCUCUGUCCAACACUGCCGUCCUGCAGCCCCCAGCCCCCAUGCCCAGGAAGUCACAGACAACCAAGUUAAAGCCCAAGCGGGUCAAAGCUCUCUAUAACUGUGUGGCUGACAACCCAGACGAGCUGACGUUCUCCGAGGGGGAUGUGAUUAUCGUGGAUGGGGAGGAGGACCAAGAGUGGUGGAUUGGCCACAUUGACGGGGAUCCCAGUCGCAAAGGAGCCUUUCCCGUGUCAUUUGUGCACUUUAUUGCUGACUGAAUUGCUACUGAACAAAGACACUCCUUUUAACAGUUGUGUUCCUGUUUGUUACUGGUACCAAAACUCUUGCCAGAUGACCAGUUUCAUGAAAUAUAUUGUCCGGUAGCCCACUUUCUCUAACUCCGCUCUUCUGUUUUACAAACUCAAAGGCAACUUGUAUGUAUAAAUGAAUUGUUUUUAUAAUUUGUGGUUUUCAUGAAAUACUGCCAUACUUUUAUUAGGGAAAAAACGGAAUUUCCUAGAAGGUGAACUGAAAAGUUAUUUUAACUCGACGUGAUCAAGGUCGUCAAUCUACAGAAUUAGCUGAACCUAAAAGUAUUUGAGUAUUAGAAAGAAAUUCUUCCAGCCUUUCCUUGGCCUGCUUCUAGAGUCGGUGACCCUUUAGUGCAGGUUUUUAGGAAGUUGGUAAACUUGCUUUAGAAGUAGCCCAGCCCUGGACUUUCUAGAUAAAAUGCUAUCAGUUCACCUUUAAAGACUUUUUUUUUUUUUAAGAUACAUUUAAAGAUUUCCUUUGGAAUCCACCCAAGGUUUAGUUAAAGCAACUUGGAAAUUUACACCUUAGCAUUGUACUUUUCCAGCCCUAAUUUGUGAGGUUGCAACUCUCAUUGUAUUCUGCAUGUGCGUGUAGCCUGUUGUGAACAAUCCUACCUAGCAAAACUACCCAUGGUUUAUUACGGCAUAUGGUAAUAGCUAAUUCAGUUCCACGUUCUAUAAACCUGCAUUUCCUGAAUUUGGUUAAAAACUAAGGAUGAUGGAUUGCAAAAACAGUUCUUUACACUAGUUUAUAUGCUUUAGGUGUUUCGGAUUCGCCUUCUCGACCCUCCUCGGUCACGCAGCUAGAGCACUGUGGUGCAGACCCCACUGUUAACACUGCUGUUUCCCACUGAGUGUACCACUGCCUUCCCUCUCCAGCUCCCGGGAAUGUUUACUCAACUUAGUGUCUUGUACUUAUAUACUAUACCAACAGGAACGGUAUUACACUGUCUUGAACUCGAAGCUGUCCAUUUGUUUGUAAUCAAGAGCAUAUCAGAAAUCUGUAGGUCCCAGGUAAUAAAACACUCCCGAGCAGACAUCCCCAUUUCACGACCAAAGUCCAUCACGUCAUUCUUAAACGGAAGCUCCUGGGGGUGGGGGGGUUAGGUUGUGUGUGAUAAAAUCAGAAUUCAUUAGUUUCACGAACUUGACUGUCAUACCUCUAUUUAGUAAUUGUGAGCCUAAGAUUCGUAAUAGGAAUAUUGGACAUUUGGGCACUCUUUGAGAAUAAAUAGGCCUAUAAUGCCCACUCGGAUUUCUACCGGAAGUGAAGGGAUAAGUGUAGGUCUGGGCUUGGAAAGCGAGGCAGCGAUCCUUUCAUCCAUGGUGGCGCUGGUACAUUUGAUUGGAGCAGCCCAUCUUUACUAGGCAAGACUCUUCUAAGUGCAGAGCCUUUUUUUUUUUUUUUUAUUGCAUUGUACUUUUUGUUGCUAUUAUAAAGGAAAACAGAACAAACUGGAAUGUUUUAUGAUGUUGUAUGGCAAUUGCUUUUUAAAGCCUUUCGAAGUUCCGGGUAAAAAUGUGUCAGAUUUUUUUUUUUUUUUUAAAGCACUACAUCUGUUUUCACUAAUUGUUAAUUUCUGUUGUUUGAACCCUUCAUUUAGUUAAUUCCCUCACAGAUUUAAGAAAGUAAACAGAUAUACUUUGCACGGUGCACUUCUUAUGUGUAUUUUAACAAAGUCCUCUUGCAUCUGUGUUUUAUAAUCAGCCUUUUGACUACUUGGUGCCAGAUAUCUAAGGAAUUAAAGUUGAGUCUCACCAACAUUUAAACACCAGUCCCAAACUAAUCUGUCAGGUUCACUGGUACAUAAAUAUCUUGGAAAUAUUUUUUCCAGCUGACAAUUUGGUGGUGCUGUUGUGCAGUAAUUAAUAUUACUCUUGCCAGAGGAGAAAUUAUAUUAACUUCCCCACUAACAUCCUUUCCUAGUUAUUUGCUCUUUGCAAAUUAAAAAACAACUGAGAGGAAGGAAAACAUUGUAGAUAACUAUUUAUAUUUAAAGUUUACAUUUCAUGAACUUAGCUGCAGGAUCCCGGCAUUUUGCAUGCCAUUUUCCAUCAGAUCUGACUUCUAGAGAUGAGGACUCCAACAUGUGCACAGACUCCUAGGUCCUGUGUGAUCUGCUACGGGGUGGAGAGCAUAAAUAUGCAGCUCGGAAUGCUGUUUGAGAUGUAUGAUACUCGAUUCGUUCACUUGAUUACUUCGAUCUAGUUGCAGCGCAACUGUGUAUAUUGUAUAACCUAAAUCGAUUCUUAUUUUCGUUGUCCUUGAUGCAGUGAUUUAUAAUUAGAGCAUGUUCAGUAAGUUGACUCUUCCUGUUAACUAGUCAUUUGACUGGAAAAAAAUAAAAUACUUUUAAAUGGACAUAGUGUUAUUUGUAAUGUUUUUAAUCCUUUAAGCACUGCAUAUUAAAAUGGUCCUUUAGAAAAACCCA
This is a messenger RNA of Leptonychotes weddellii (Weddell seal), 4307 nucleotides long. NCBI's taxonomy places the organism in Eukaryota, Metazoa, Chordata, Mammalia, Carnivora, Phocidae. The record is from RefSeq and is a predicted model, not a curated record.